Molecule: messenger RNA, 2786 nt
Organism: Fusarium odoratissimum NRRL 54006
Lineage: Eukaryota; Fungi; Ascomycota; Sordariomycetes; Hypocreales; Nectriaceae
Exons: 4
Coding region: 281-820 (179 amino acids)
Biological process (GO): copper ion transmembrane transport
Cellular component (GO): membrane
Molecular function (GO): copper ion transmembrane transporter activity
Source: RefSeq, a predicted model, not a curated record
UAGCCGAGACACUGUACUUUGGUCGUCGCACGUUUUACUGCAUCAAACAAAGUACCUCGCCUGUCGCGUCAUUCCACCCACCACUCCCUUGCUAUCGUUAUCGACCGACCUAUAACCACCAUCUGAAGGGGUCCGCCUGAUCCUGCGCACGUUUGAGCUGGUUUCAUGAAUUCCAGCAGCUCUAUAUCAAUACACUAGACCACCUCUUGGAAACUUCUGACUCAACUACAACAUACCUACUCAUAGCGAUCAAACGAACAAAAAUCACGAUAACACGAUAAUGGAUCACGCACAUAUGGAUCACAGCGGCAUGAGCCACAGUGGAAUGGACCACGGAGAUAUGGACCAUGGCCACGGAGGAGGCAUGAAGGAUAUGUGCAGCAUGAACAUGCUGUUCACUUGGGACACCACCAAUCUCUGCAUCGUCUUCCGCCAAUGGCACGUUCGCUCGACAACCUCCCUCUUCUUCUCUCUCGUCGCUGUAAUUUUCCUCGCCGUCGGCUACGAAGCUCUCCGUUCCCUCUCGCGACAGUACGAAGAAGCCCUCGAUAAUCGCGUCCGAGCCGCACCCAGUCUUGAUGUUCCCGUUACUGAGUCGACUCCCAUCCUUGCAGGACAAUCCCAAGGACAAGCCGAUCAGCGUGCCCACCUCAUCAAGGCUGUUUUAUAUGGCCUACAGAACUUUUAUGCAUUCAUGCUCAUGCUCAUUUUCAUGACAUACAACGGCUGGGUUAUGAUUGCUGUUUCUCUUGGCGCAUUUCUUGGAUAUCUAUUCUUCGGAAAGCGAACUUCUGCUACCAAGGAUAACGCAUGUCAUUAGAGGGGCUGAACGUUUAUGAAACGGCCAUGGCGAACCCAAAGGACACGCGAAGUCUAAAUUAUUGCAAAUGGAAACCUAAAGCUUGACACUUUUCAUCAUAAUCCACCAGUAUCAAUGUUCAGUACUCUUUGCCUCUCUCUAAGCCUCUUAGCAGUAUCGGACUUAACGUUCAUAGAUCUUGUUUCUAUUUCUAUCCACAUGCCUUCAGAAUCUCUACAUCUUUGACGCAUCGCCAGGUUCAGUCCGCUUCUCUGGAAGUUUGUCCCCCAGGUCCCCCAAGCUAUCCGCAUGGGCAAUGAUCUCCUCAUCGCCAAAACUGUCAUUAUGCUCAAAUCCAGGCUCCUGUGCAUAUGCAAUUCUCGCUGCGUCCACCAAUAUGCGCGCCGUCAUUCCCCAGACCUUGAAUCUCCCAUCUGGUUCCUCUUCUUUUUCUAGCUUGUCAACCAAACGGCUUUGCUCGCUAUCCCGCCGCGGCUUCGAGAUGCUUUGGUUGUUGACUGGGACGUAAAAGUUGUGCACCCGCCAGGGGUGAUCUUUCCAGUGAUUCCAGAAGCCAUCGUACCAUUGUCCUUCAGGCAGCGUCUCACCCGGGGCGGGAGGGAGAUCCUGCGCAUGGAGGAAAUUGUAAAAGGGCGCACUGAAGACGGCAGCGACUUCGCGAGCAUCAAGUCUAGGAAUCAUAGUUUCCUCAACAGUCGGUGCCGGUUCUCCUGCUGUGCGCUGGUCCGCAUGGAGAAAUGCAACACAUGGUCUCACGACGAGGUGUGUCCGAGCUAAGGAAGGGGGUAGAUAGCAAAGAUGCUCGACGCGGAAGGGUUUUGGAAGUUUGCUAUCAUCCAUGGGAAGUCCAAUUUCUUCCCAAGCUUCUCGGCGGGCGAUUUGGACUGUGCAACAGAAUUAAUAAGGAAUAACGGCACUUGAGAACAACGCCUUACAUGGUGUCUCUUCAAGAUCAUCUGCCUUGCCCCCGGGAAAGGCAGCAUGGCCAGAAAAGUUCCUCAGACUUGCAGCGCGCAUGGUGAUAACCACACGUAAAUCGCCGCGACGGUCAGCAUACAGUAGUACUAAGACUGCUGCCCGCCUCCGAACGGGUAGACGAUCCCAUAGUGGGAAUGGAGGGGGCUUGUAUGCACGGAAACGAGCAAUAGCGGCCUUGCGAGAUAUGAUGUUGGUCAGCAAUCGGCAGUAUAUAUGUGAAGAGUCGCUCAAGAGACGCAUUGAAAAGCAGCAAGAUGUGAGAUAUGCGGAUGACAAGCAGAGCACAGGUGAACAACUCAACUCAACUCACAGCGGACAUUGCGUUCAAGGGCGACAUGGUCAGAGAGUCAUAAUACAGCGACGCCUCUCCGUGAUUGAUCAGCUCCUCCCUGGUAGCUUCGCGGAUGCCCUUCUGUAGCGCCUCAACCACGUCAGCGUCGGUGAUGCUGUGGCUUCCAGUCUGUGUCUCAGUUGAGGUCUCGUUAUUGAUAGAGGCUCCUGUAUCGUAGAUCAUGAUGAGUGAUCAACGAGGGCCGAAACUCUAAUCGCCCAGAGAGGACAAGCUCAGUCACUGAACCUGCUUCCUAGGUGACGGCUUAUUAUAAGAAUGUAUUCUUUUUUGGUUAAACAGUUGUUAGUCUAAAGGUUGAGCCUUGGGAUGGAAGGGAUAAGUAAACUAAAAGUUGCCUCGGUCAGGAAGCCGCUCCGGCUCCGGAUCUUGAGGAUCUGAAUCUGCGGGGGGCGGGGCUCGGAAGACAACCAAUAAGUCAAUGGGUAUGGAAAACAGAGACAAGACGUAUUACGGUACUCGUUAGGAUUGAUAGGCUAGGCAUGGAGGAAAGAAACACAUAUUUUAGUAACAACAACAGCGAAGUAAGGCUAUGUCAUUUCAAUGUGAGCGACGAGAAUAAGAGUGAAACCAUCACAUACGAUCUAUUGUUCUCGACAAACGAUUGAAGAUUAACCCAGCUUGCUCGACAGCUGCAUC